Molecule: messenger RNA, 7730 nt
Organism: Pelobates fuscus (common spadefoot toad)
Lineage: Eukaryota; Metazoa; Chordata; Amphibia; Anura; Pelobatidae
Gene: MAST4
Product: microtubule associated serine/threonine kinase family member 4
Exons: 29
Coding region: 188-7435 (2415 amino acids)
Biological process (GO): cytoskeleton organization; intracellular signal transduction; peptidyl-serine phosphorylation
Molecular function (GO): protein binding; ATP binding; protein serine/threonine kinase activity
Source: RefSeq, a predicted model, not a curated record
GUAAGGUGCAAGGUUUGUGCUCCCACUAGACCCCCAGCGCCCGCCGCUCACCGGGGCCAUGUGACCCCCUCCAGCCAGCUGUCACCACAUCCCUCACAGUCUCACCGGGUGGGAGCCCAUGAGUGCACACUCCGCUCUCACUGGGAUUGCCUGAGUUGCUCGGCGGCUAGCGGACAGUGAGCUCACCAUGGAGGACAAACUUUCCCAGGACAUGGACCCAGGUACCUUCUCCGCUUCAUCAUCCUCAUCACCUUCCUCCUCGGGCUCAGAGACCCUGUCUGAGGGGGACCCCAAAACCUCAACCGGGGGGAGCUGUACUGACUGUGACUCUGAGGGUCCCCACUCCCCCCAGCAAGGGGGAGCAGAGAGGAGAGCUGCAGGGGGGCAGGACAGAGGGGAAGAGGACGACGAGGAGCUUGACAAUAUAUUAUCCCCGCCACCCAUGCAGUCACGGAAAUGCAGCAAUCCUGAAGUCUCGUUUAGAGUUGGAAAAUCUGGGAAGUAUAAAAAGCAGCUCAGUGAAGAUGGUCGGCUUCUCAGGAGAGGGAGCUUGGGAGGCGCACUGACUGGGAGAUAUUUGCUUCCUGCUGGGGCAGUUCAACCAACUUGGCAGGCAUCAGCAGAGGCAUCCAAUCUUGUACGAAUGCGAAGCCAGGCUCUUGGACAAUCUGCGCCCUCACUGACAGCAAGCCUGAAGGAAUUGAGCCUUCCAAGACGGGGAAGCUUUUGUAGAACGAGCAACAGGAAAAGCUUAAUUGGCAGCAGUCAAUCUCCAGCCCUUCCUCGACCCCAUUCUCCUCUUUCCGCCCAUACAGGAAGCAGCCCUCAAGACAGCCCAAGGAAUUUCUCACCUAGUGCUUCGGCUCAUUUUUCAUUCGCAAGAAGAACCGAUGGACGGCGCUGGUCUUUGGCGUCAUUACCUUCUUCAGGAUAUGGAACAAACACUCCGAGCUCUACUGUGUCUUCAUCCUGCUCUUCCCAAGAGAAGUUGCACCAGUUACCAUACCAACCAACACCCGAUGAACUCCAUUUUUUGUCCAAGCAUUUCUGCACUGAAAGCAUUGCCAGCGAUGACAGAUGCAGGACCACUCCACUGCGCCCACGAUCCAGGAGUCUCAGCCCUGGACGUACGCCGGCAUGCUGUGAUCAUGAAAUAAUUAUGAUGAACCAUGUAUACAAAGAGAGGUUCCCAAAGGCUACCGCUCAGAUGGAAGAGCGGCUACAGGAGAUUAUCACAAACUAUUCUCCUGAUAGUGUGCUCCCUCUGCCAGAUGGAGUUCUCAGCUUCACCCACCACCAGAUCGUUGAGCUUGCUCGGGACUGUCUGGAUAAAUCCCAUCAGGGCCUGAUAACCUCAAGGUAUUUUCUUGAGUUACAACAGAAACUGGAAAAAUUGCUGCAAGAGGCCCAUGAACGAUCAGAAAGUGGAGAACUGGCAUUUAUUAAACAGUUGGCACAGAAAAUACUAAUUGUGAUUGCACGACCUGCUCGAUUAUUGGAAUGUCUGGAAUUUGAUCCCGAAGAGUUUUAUUACCUGUUAGAAGCGGCAGAGGGCCAUGCUAAGGAGGGUCAAGGUAUUAAAACCGAUAUUCCCAGGUAUAUUAUAAGCCAGCUGGGACUUAACAAGGAUCCCUUGGAAGAAAUUGCUUUGUUGGCCAACUAUGAUAGUGGAACCGCAGAAACUCCUGAAACGGAUGAAUCUGUCAGUAGCUCAAACACAUCCUUGAAAAUUAGAAGAAAGCCUUGUGAAAGCGAUUUUGAAACGAUUAAACUUAUUAGCAAUGGUGCUUACGGGGCUGUUUACCUUGUCCGUCAUAAAGAGACACGUCAGAGGUUUGCCAUGAAAAAGAUCAACAAGCAAAACUUAAUCCUCCGAAAUUCGAUUCAGCAGGCAUUCGUGGAGAGAGACAUUCUAACAUUUGCUGAAAAUCCAUUUGUUGUCAGCAUGUAUUGUUCAUUCGAGACAAGGCGCCAUUUAUGCAUGGUCAUGGAAUAUGUAGAAGGUGGAGAUUGUGCGACCUUACUGAAGAACAUGGGUCCACUGCCAGUUGACAUGGCACAGUUGUAUUUUGCUGAAACGGUUCUGGCAUUAGAAUACCUCCAUAAUUAUGGAAUUGUGCAUAGAGAUUUAAAACCUGACAACUUAUUGGUUACAUCCAUGGGACAUAUAAAGCUUACAGAUUUUGGACUAUCGAAAAUGGGCCUUAUGAGCAUGACAACCAACUUGUACGAGGGUCACAUUGAGAAAGAUGCUCGAGAGUUUCUUGAUAAACAGGUUUGUGGUACACCGGAAUAUAUUGCUCCAGAAGUGAUCUUGAGGCAAGGUUAUGGGAAGCCUGUGGAUUGGUGGGCAAUGGGAAUUAUCCUGUAUGAGUUCCUGGUUGGUUGUGUACCAUUCUUUGGGGAUACUCCAGAAGAACUUUUUGGUCAGGUUAUCAGUGAUGAAAUAAAUUGGCCAGAUAAAGAUGACGCUCCAUCAUCUGACUCUCAGGAUCUAAUUACUUUAUUGCUCAGGCAAAAUCCACUGGAAAGACUGGGGACAGGUGGUGCCCAUGAAGUUAAGCAGCAUCCUUUUUUUUGUGCCUUGGACUGGAACAGUUUACUUAGACAAAAAGCAGAAUUCAUUCCACAGUUGGAGUCUGAGGAUGAUACUAGCUAUUUUGACACCCGUUCUGAAAAGUAUCAUCAUAUGGAAACCGAAGAGGAAGAUGAUACAAAUGAUGAGGACUUCAGUAUGGAAAUUAGGCAGUUUUCUUCUUCCUCCCAUCGCUUUUCAAAGGUGUUUAGUAGCAUUGAUCAACUAAUGCAAAGCAAAGUAGAGGAAAAGGAUGAUCCAGAAGAAAAAUCAAAGAACCUGAAUUUACCACCAGUGGAAUCACUAAGCUGGAGCUCUGAAUAUUCUGAAAUGCAACAGCUGUCUAUAUCAACAUCCUCUGAUACAGAAAGUCAUAAUCAGAAACAUAAUGUCAACUUGCUGCCCAAGUUCGCCAUUUCUUCUGAUGCAGAUGUACCCUGUGCCUCGGAUUCACAACAAGAGGGUGAUAAGUCUGCUCUAAUUUCUGAGGACUCUCCACAAGAGGAUCCAGAUAUCAGCAUUAGCAGUUCUACAGUAUCAGUGAGUAGUUUUUCAGAGCACUUAGAUCAGAUAAAUGGAAGAAGCGAGAGUGUGGACAGUACAGAUAAUUCCUCAAAGCCCUCCAAUGAAACAACUUCUCUUAUGGUGCGUCAGCGAUUAGAAAACACAGAGAAACAGAACAUGUCUGGAAAAGUCACUAAGUCCAUCUCUGCUAGCGCUCUCUCUCUUAUGAUCCCCGGAGACGUUUAUAGCGUUUCUCCAUUGGGAAGUCCUAUAUCUCCACUGUCCUUGUCUUCAGACCCCUCCUCAAGAGAUUCAUCUCCCAGUCGCGACUCCUCCAUCUCCUCUUCCUCUUUCUGUCCGAGGCAGCCAAUCAUCAUUCAGAGUUCUGGAAAGAAGUUUGGUUUCACUCUUCAGGCCAUCCGAGUGUUUGUGGGUGACAGUGAUGUCUACACAGUUCAUCACAUCGUCUGGAGUGUGGAAGAAGGAAGCCCUGCCUAUCAAGCAGGUCUUAAGGCUGGUGACCUUAUUACGCACAUUAAUGGCGAGCCAGUUCAUGGGCUUGUUCACACAGAGGUUAUAGAACUUCUUCUAAAAAGUGCGAAUAAGGUAGCAAUCACCACGACUGGCUUUGAGAAUACAUCAAUCAAAACUGGUCCUGCAAGACGAAAUAGCUACAGAAGCAGAAUGGUUAGACGCAGUAAGAAAACCAAGAAGAAGGAGAAUAUAGAACGGAGGAGGUCUUUCAUCAAAAAACUGACGAAGCAACCAUCUUCGCUCCUUCAUACCAGCCGAAGCUUUUCCUGCUUAAAUAGAUCACUGUCCUCAGGGGAAAGUUUGCCUGCAUCACCUACCCAUAGUGUGUCUCCUAGAUCACCUACUCCAAGUUGUCGUUCUACACCAGAUUUCCCAUCGGGUGCAAAUUCUUCACAGAGCAGUUCCCCAAGUUCUAGUGCUCCAAAUUCCCCAGCGGGUUCUGGCCACAUAAGGCCAAGCACUCUUCAUGGCUUGGGUCCUAAAAUUGGUGGACAAAGAUACAGGUCUGGACGACGAAAAUCUGCUGGCAGCAUACCACUUUCCCCUUUGGCAAGAACACCAUCCCCAACACCUCAGCCUCCAUCGCCUCAGAGGUCUCCUUCUCCUUUGUCUGGGAAUUCAUUGGGAACUUCAAAAGCAACCCCAAACAUUCCUGCCAAAAUGCACUCUCCACCAACAAUUGUAAGACAUGUUGUCCGGCCUAAAAGUGCUGAACCACCAAGGUCUCCUUUGUUAAAGAGAGUACAGUCAGAAGAAAAACUAUCACCAUCAUACUGUUGUGAAAAAAAGCACUUAUGUCCUCGCAAGCACAAUUUCGAUAUAUCCAAGGAAGAAAACCACAAUCACAAACCAUCACCACAAAGGGAUGUAAUUCUGCAAAGCUUAGAAGAGGUUACAUGUGAUGCUCCUUCCUCAACAAGGGUUAGACCUGUAGAGCAAGGUUGCCUGAAACGUCCAGUGUCAAGAAAAUUAGGACAACAAGAGUCAAUAGAUGAUCUAGACAAAGAGAAACUGAAGACCAAAAUAGUAAUGAAGAAACAAGAUAUGUUGGAAAGGCAAGAUUCUAUUUUAAAACAAAACAUAAUUCUUGAUUUGCAUAAUGAUCUAAGUAAUGCAAACUUGUUGGGACAGGAGGAGAAAGAACAAAGAGAACAUGCAAAUCCAUUAAAGAGAUCAAGUAUAUCGGAGAGUAAAGGUUCUGCUUAUGAGAGUUGGUCUGGAGGCAUUCUGUAUAAAGAUGCUUACUGUAAGGGUAUAAAUUCACGAGCUAAUGGUGCCAACAUUUCUUUAGAGGCUCAGCAAUUCUGCCAUGGGGCACAGCCACCUGAAACUGCUCACAUAUCAUAUGAACUAAAGAAAAACCCUGCUUCGUGUUCUCUCCAAGAAAAGCUUCCUCAUUUAUCCGACAGGAUAUUAAAGGAUGAAAGCUUAGAAAAAUCAACUAGCAUUGAUUAUUUUAGAAAGAAAAAAUCAUUUGAAGAGAAGGAUGGGAGUCUUUGCCCAGUCUCACAAAUAAAACCUGCAUUUUUGCACACCGAUUCAAUGACAUCUCUUGAUAAUAGAGCUUGCAUUCCUAUUACUCAGAGUAUACCUAUUUCUUGUACACCACUAAAAGCCUCUACGAUCAGAUCUGAAAAUAAUGACAAGUCACCUGUCACAGCCUCUGAGACUUCUGUACGAAAAAGUCCUUCUGAAUUUAAAAUGGAAACCAGGUCAGUAUCUUCUUUGAAACCAAUUGAAGGUACUUUAGACAUAGCAUUACUAUCAGGACCAAAAGUUUCAAAACUGGAAUCUGACUGUACACCAUUAGACAAAAAGUGUUACCAAAAUCCAAAAACUGUAGAAUCAAGUGUUACUUCAAAUCCUGAAGGUUCUCGGAAGCCAGAUAAUAAAAGUACAUUAAUAUUUGGGAAAUCAAGUUCAAACUGCCUAAGCCAGCAUUCUGUGCACCAGGGAUCCAUUAAGGAAAAGCCAAAUGGAUCGUCGCGAGCUGAUUUUAGUGCCAUUGAGAAUUGUCAAAAUGAGGCUUUGGGAUCCAAAGGGAAAGACACUGUUGCUGAGGUUGCAAACUCUGUUCAAAGUCACACAUUGGGAGCUGCUCAAUCCACAGUAAGAUAUUCAGUGGCAAAUGCAUCAGAGGCUUUUGUGAAAGGUAAUAGACAAGAGAUGAAAAAUCAGGACAUGACCUCUGUCAAAUCUUCAUUUGAGCAAAGAUUUACUAAACCCAUUUGUGAAAGGACAGAGUCACCCAGGGAACCCUGUGAGGAUAAUGUUAGAACUACUUUGACAAAUUCUAGUAACUGUGAAAAAUUAAUGUCUGCACUGAGCAAGGCAGAACAAGUAAAAGCGCAGUCAACAAAACUGAAGCCAGAGAAUAACCAAAGCAUAGGUAAGGCUAAGCUGGCAACAGGAAGGAAUGCAGAACUUUCCACACUUUUUGAGCAUUUAGGUGAAAAACCAUCCAAUACAAAAAUCAAUCCAUCACCUACUUUCUGCAGUGUGCAAGGUACAACAUUACAAGAAAUUACCCUUCAGCAAAAAAAUUGUUCAGGUGUAUUGGAGAAGAAGCAAGCUCAUCUGCCAGUUAGUAAAGAAAUCAUACCAUCCAUUGCAAAGCCACAGGCUGCCGCUAAAAGUAUGUACUCUUCUGACACAGACGAAAUAAAAAUAAAAUCCACUACACUCAUAAAAGAACAACAUCGGUCUGCUCGUAUGCAACUGGAUGACUGUAUCAAUAAAUCAAAAAUGGGAAUUGAGAGUAAAUCUAGUCACUUCAAAGCAACCCAGUUGGACAAGCUUUCAUCCAUACAAAAUCUCAACCUGAAAAAGAAAGAAUCAAGUAUUCAGCAAGUCAUGGGAUCUGUUAAUCUUGAGAAUGUUGCUGGUAUAAAUUUGUGUUCCCAUUCACAAAUUAAAGAAUCCACUAAAACAGAAAGAAGUGGUGCUUGUUCCGUUUCUAGUGGAAGUGCAAAAAGUAUCCCUGGUGUGACUGCCCAUGAAAGUUUUUCUAAUGGAAGUCCAAUACCAAAUUCAGAUAGUCACUUUUGUCCCAACACAUUUAAACCCAAUGAAUGCUCUGCAAAAUCUCACUUAAAAGAAAAAACGAGUCAACAUCCCAAGCUUGCUCGUGUCAUGGCAACUAAAGGCUGUAUUCAGAGCCGAUCAUCUCUGGAAAACAUGGAACCUGGAAUGUAUGCUAAAGAUAAAGCACAGCAAAACAAAUGCACUGAAGCACUUUAUGCCCUAAAAGACAAUGGGGAAACUAAGUUUAGUUGCAAUGUUACAAAAAGAGAUACCAAGGAAGUGACUGUCGAAAAGCCAAAACUUGGUAUAUCUACAGACUUUAUAAGAAGAGAAAUGGAGGUCAGAAAGGUGCCAAGUGAAGCAGAUAACAGUGGUUCUUCUUUGCCUAUAGCUAAAACUUUGCACAACGUUGAAGGUUUAUCACCUAAAACACGUUCUUUUGAAUGUUCUGUAAGCACUUGUAAAGAUAAUGAGCAAAACCCGACUAUGAGUAGCAAGUCUAAGAAAGAUGUUCCUCUAUCCUCUAGCAAAGCAAAUGCCUUAUCAAAGGAAGACAAUGUACCCACUAAAUCUGCUUCAGAAAAACACCCCUGCCUUGUUACAAAUACUGUAAAUACAGUGGCAAAUCGAAGAGAUCCACCUUUGUCUCCCGUUAGGAAAAAUACAACAAAAAACUUUCCCAAAUCACCAGCACCACUACUUGAUAAUCCCGGUGCACUUUCCUCUGACAGAGACAGUAAAGGACAGAAAAGAGGAAAGGACCCAUCACAGACUAACUCUAACCAAAAGACUUCAUAAUCUGCCAAUGUGGUCAAUAGUGAUAAGACCUCCUUACUGUAGUAGCUGCUAGAUCCAGACUAAUGUCAGAAACCAGCACUGUGUUAUGUUUUCAUGCAUCGUUUCUGUCGUGUGACAAUUUUAGGAUGAAACAUGGAGUAUAAAGGGGUUUCAUUUUUCCUUUACUUUUUCCUCACUGCCAUCUGUAAAUUGUCCGGGUGCUGAAAUAAGCAGGUGACAUAAAAAAAAAAAUACCCAAUGCAGUAAGGAGCGGGAAAGGGCUAUGGGGGGGUAGGCGGGGAGGGGGAAAGGUCUG